Fusarium fujikuroi IMI 58289 is the source of this 306-nucleotide messenger RNA. RefSeq names its product probable acyl-coenzyme A-binding protein (diazepam binding inhibitor). Gene Ontology annotation, molecular function: long-chain fatty acyl-CoA binding. The transcript is spliced from 3 exons. Gene Ontology annotation, biological process: fatty acid metabolic process. The record is from RefSeq and is a predicted model, not a curated record. NCBI's taxonomy places the organism in Eukaryota, Fungi, Ascomycota, Sordariomycetes, Hypocreales, Nectriaceae. Bases 1 to 306 code for a protein of 101 amino acids.
AUGUCUGAAUCUUUCCAGAAGGCCGUCGAGGACUCCAAGAAGCUCACCUCUAAGCCCAACACCGACGAGCUUCUCAGGCUCUACGGACUCUACAAGGUCGCCAACGGUGAGGACUUCUCCGCUGCUACCGCCCCUGGCAUGUUCGACCUCAAGGGCAAGGCCAAGUAUAACGCUUGGAAGAAGGCCGCCGAGGAGGAGAAGCUCACCCCCGAUGCCGCUCAGGUCAAGUACGUUGAGCUGGUUGAAGAGCUCAAGGAGAAAUGCGGCUACGAUGCCAACAAGGUUCCCGAGGCCGUUGGUAAUUAA